AUGGCGCCACCUUCCCGCCAGUCCUCCUCUGCCAUUCCUCCUCCACCACCGCUAGGACCGCCACCUUCCUCCACCAGUCCUCCUCCGCCAGGCCGCCACCUGCCCACCUGCUCGGCUCCUCCAGGCUGCCUCUCCCAGUCUCCCUUCCCUAGUUCCCUUACAACCUUGUUCCUUGGAGUUUUGGACAGCAGCAGGCUGCCGAGUGCCGAGGCAGCAAUAACCAAUAUGCCAUUGGCAUUGAGGCCAAGAAAAUCAAAUCUUGUAUGUUAA
Linum trigynum is the source of this 270-nucleotide messenger RNA. The record is from the annotation of a GenBank genome assembly. Lineage: Eukaryota; Viridiplantae; Streptophyta; Magnoliopsida; Malpighiales; Linaceae.